AUGGUGACAUUAAGAACAGAAGACAAUAGGUAUGGUAACUACAAUAGGUCUUAUGACAGAAUCUCUGGGACAAUGCCGAAAGCGUUUCGACGAGACAAGGGAAUAUUUCACAUGCAGGCUUUGCACGGAGCUUUUGAAACUGCCUUACAAAGCACCUGACAUGUGCGAAAGGUUUCGCCCGGUCGUAAAGAGGAAGGUCUACAAGAUCGACCCGAUGCUGACCAUCCUUGCGAGGAACGGGAUCAGAUGUCCUGGUCCUUCGAGGAAGGAGAGGUGCAAGAAGAUCAAGUACCUGCCGAGGAUAGAACAGAAGUACAAGACGAUGCACUACCACGGGCCGAGGGACCAGCACUUCAAGCAGCCCUGGGAUAAGACCUCUUCCAUGAAGUACGGUUAAUAUUUUCAAUAUGGAGUAUGGAGGGAAGAGGGAAUCCCUUCUGGGGAAAAAGCAGAGUAUGGGGACGUUUGCUCUUACACACGCCAUUUCAUUUUAUUUUAAAAAUACAGAUGUUUCUAUGUU
Molecule: messenger RNA, 520 nt
Organism: Nezara viridula (southern green stink bug)
Lineage: Eukaryota; Metazoa; Arthropoda; Insecta; Hemiptera; Pentatomidae
Source: the annotation of a GenBank genome assembly